AACACUUCAAAAGAGAAGAAAAGUCGUCAGCUCGAAGCAAAUUGUUUUCCGUGAAAAAGCAGUGAAAAUCGUCGGAAAAUUGAGAAUUUCCAUUCAAAAGGUGCUGAGUGCUGAAAUCAAACACAGAGAAACAAUAGUGAAAUGUUAUUCCAAUAUCAAUCAACGGUUUUACCUAACUUUUCAACAACUUUUGAUCAACUUCGUUGAACGAUCAGCUUGAAAAAUCGUUAGGAGUUUAUCGAUCAUCUUGCUGGAAAUCCCCGCCAAAAAAAAGUCAGCUCUCUACUCAUCCGACUUGCCCCCGGAACCAUGGACCAUGGCAAGUCCCCAACGCCACCGACCGAACUAUCUGUAACUCCAACGACGCUCCCGAAGCCCGCCACCGACGACAACCUGAGCAUCAAGUCGUCCGACUCGGUCACGACCAGCGGCGAGUACGAGAUCGUCCCGGAGGCCCCGUCCCUGUCGGACGUCGUCGACGGAACGCUCCCGUCGCCCAUCAUGAACAUUGUCAAAACGACGUCGAGCGGAGCGCGAAAGCCCCAGGAACCGAUCCGCGAGCCGAAGCAACCGAGCGAGCUGAACCUGGACGAGUGCUUGGGGGAUGACGAAGACGACGACGAUCAGCUGGUGGUUCCGCCGGCGGCUGGGGGGCAGAAGAAGCUGGACGCCAUCUCGCCGAUACUGAACAUUGAGGGAAACGGAAACGUGCUCGAUCUGGAGAAGAACAUGGACGAGGUGAUUCACGAGCUGGAGGAGGAGCGAACGCUGAGUGCGAGUGACGAUGGCGAGCAGUCGGGGAGUGCCAACAAAACUCCCGUGCGAUGUGUCGUCGAAGGCAAGCCUCAGCUGUUGCCGCUUCGGGAGUUUGCCCCGACGACGACGAUGGCAGCGCCGCCGCCGCUGCAAUCGCCGGAGAACCGCGUCGGCCAUUCGGUCUUUUACGACUGUCUGGCGAGUCCGGUCAAGCCGACCGAAACCGACGACGAGCUGUCCGACAUUGACCAGGAGUGUACGAUUUUCAGUGGCGUGACGUAUUUGGGGGCGACCCGGAUCAACGCGCCCAAAUCGGAGAAGGAGAUCCUGCAGAAGGUGGCCGAGAUGAACGCGAGUUCGCCGCUCGGGAUGAAGGUGUCCGUUAGCAUACCGACCCGCUCGGAAGGAUUGGUGGUGCUCAAGGAAUCGGAGACCGUCGUGGCGACGUACGAGGUGCAGCGGAUUUUGUUCUUUGCCCGAGGACCGGCAGGGUCGACCAACCAGGCGUGCUUUGCGUUUACGUGGUCCCACGGCGAAUGCCAGGAGACGGCCACCCACCAGUGCCACGUGUUCCGGUGCAACAUUCCCGAAGCGGUCAACCAAGUCAGCGGUUGCUUCGCGAAGGCCUUCCAGCGUGUGCUUCCCGCGAGUAUUCCGGCCAGUAUGACGAGCUCGCUGGUGGACAGCAGUGCGACCGGUGCCGGCGUUACCAACGUGAUGUUGGCCUCGAUCACGUCGGACUGCGCCGGGAAUCCGAUUCAGUCGGCGAUGUACGAGUUUAGCGUGUCGCUCGAGAUCAAGGAGAAGGACAAGAACAGUUACACGACGGUGCCGCGCGAUGCCAAGGCCAGCUUCAGGCUGCGGUGCAACACGGACAAGGAAGUUUCCAUCGUGGUGAAGCAGAUUCAUUCGGACCAGUUUCCGCCGUUGUUCAUCGAACGGUGCUUCGGAGUGCUGCUCAGCCCGGGGAAGAUCGUACGCCAGGCGGACAUGCAACUGUUGGACAUGGUCAGCAUGGGUUACAUCAAGUCGGACGUAUCUCCGGCGCCACCCCAACAAAACCCAAUGACCGCUUCGAUGACCUCGCUUGGUCCCGUGGCGGCAGCCUUCGUCCAGCUGCCGUACCAAAUCCGCGCCGAGUGGAAGGCCAACGACAAGGCGUUCGAACAGCUCAACACGGAAACGCAGAAAAAGUGUCUCACCGUUGCCGUAGAUCUAGUCAUCAAGGGAAUCCAGGAACCGGUCCGUUUCGUCAUCGAAACCUCCGUCAUGAUCCUCUCCCAAAGCGAACUCCGCAUCAUGCAGAACCUGUUCACCAACAAGCGUCUACUCGUAAUGCACUACUACCUGACCCUCCAGGAAAGCGGAGAAGGUAGCUGGAAGGUCGAGGCGAUCGACCACUCGGACGAGAUCGUCGAACCCCAACCCCCGGCCUCGCUCUCACUGAAUCUCAACUUCAAAACCUGGUCGUUCAAAACGUCCGCCAGCGUUCAGUCGAUGGAGUUUGACGACUCCAGCCCGGAUUACAGCUCCGACGGUGACGAACCCCUGCUCAGCGGCACCGGCGAAGUCAGCAAGGAUUGCCCGGUUGCUCUGCUGGACGAGUGGAACGAAAUUCUGAAGGAAUGGGACCGCGACAACCUCGACCGUCGGCCGCGCAACCUCACCAAUCUCGUCCGGUGCGGCAUUCCGGACAUCCUCCGUGGGGCCAUCUGGCAGAAGCUCGCCAACGUGGAGAACAAGACGGACAUGACCGAUUCGUACCGCGUGCUGCUGACGAAGGAGACGAGCUGCGAGACGGUGAUCCAGCGGGAUAUUAAUCGUACGUUUCCGGCGCACAAGUUCUUCAAGGAGAGCGGCGGAAUGGGACAAGAUAGUUUGUACAAGGUGUCGAAGGCGUACGCGGUUUAUGAUGCCGAGGUUGGGUACUGCCAGGGGUUGAGCUUCAUUGCGGCCAGUUUGCUGCUUCAUAUGCCAGAGGAGGAAGCGUUCUGCGUGCUCGUCGCUCUGAUGUACAAUUACGGCCUGCGCGACAUGUACAAGAUGGGCUUCGAAGUGCUGUACCUGCGCCUUUACCAGCUGAAUCGUCUCAUGAAGGAGCAGCUGCCGGAUCUGUACGAGCACUUCCAGAACACGGGCGUCGAGUCGCACAUGUUUGCCAGCCAGUGGUUCCUGACGCUGUUUACGGCGCGUUUUCCGCUGUACUUUGUGUUUUACAUACUGGACGUGUUUCUGCUGGACGGCGUAACGGUGCUGUUCCAGGUGGCGCUGACGCUGCUUUCCGUCUGCAAGAAGGAUUUGUUGGAGUUGGAUUUUGAGGGCAUUUUGAAGUACGUUAGGGUCACGCUGCCGAAAAAGUGCAGGAGCGAGGGUCAGGCCAAGCGGCUGAUGAAGCUGUCGUUUGAGUGCAAGGUGAAGAAGCUAAGGAAGUACGAGCUGGAGUACAUUGCGAAGAAGGAGGAGAGCGAGCGGGUGGAGCGGGAGAAGAAGCAGUACGAGCUGAAGUAUUUGGAGGAGAGGGCGAAGAUGCAGCAGGAGAUGUUGGCGUUGAACGAGCGGAUGGAGACGAUGAUUCGGGAUGACAAGAAGAACAACGGGAUCAUUACGGACUACAAGCAGAUCAUUCAGCGCCAGGAGCACGAGAAUAACAAGCUGCAUCAGAUGUUGGAUGAUUUGACGAAAACUGUUUCUGCGUGCACGAAGUGUGCCGGCAGCAUACCGAAGUCAUCCCCGUUGCACAAGAGUUAUGGCAAGAACCUGCAGCUGGCCAACAACGAGAACAACAAUGCUGAACAAACCAUCCACGGCGGAGACAGCAAUCUUGGCCCGCUGGAUCCGAUGCUGAUCGCUACCCAGCGGAUACGAGAGCUGGAGCUGGAGCUGGCCCAAACGAAGCUCGCGCAAGUCGAGGCCGAGUGUAAGGUUCAGGACCUUCACCACCAGCUGAACGCCACCCUGACGGAGAUGCAAACCAACCGGAGCAGCUGGCAGCCGUGGUUCUCGAAAACGCUAAACUCGAUCCAGGAAAAGGUCGUGACGAGACGCGACGCGCCAAUGCCCACGUUCCAGUCGUACACUGAGCCAAGUGUAAAACUGCGCGAACAUUCCCAAACCCUGCCGACGCAGACCCAGCUGCGGAACAAGCUGAACCAACAGCAGCAGCAGCACCAGCAACAGCGGCACAGUUUGUCCCACGCGAUGACCUGCGGCGAAGGAGGCGUCGUGGUGGGCGCCGCCGCAACCGGCAGUGGUGGCAACAGUGCGGCGGACCACGUGAUCUUGCGGGACUCCGCCCAACGGUGUCAUAGUCUGAAGUGAAUCCAGCCAUCAUCAGUCCAGAGGAGGAAGGUAGUAAAUACACACACUUAACACUUUAACGAUUAUACACGGAGGAAAAAGUAACACACAGAAGUAGAGCAGAUAAGUUAAGUGCAGCAGCCAUGAUAUUCUCACAAACACACACAAUGUUACUCCAAAUCUGAUCUAUAACAACCAUGCACUACUGGUUACGUUAAUUUUAAAAUUCAUCAACAGAGCUAAUCAGUUAGGAUUGUUACAUUUUAAGGCAUAUCUUAAGUGUUGUAUCGCGCUUGAAGAACGUUACAAUUGAGUCUCACUCUGUACUGUAAUCAAAUUAUUGGUUUUGUUCUAAAAGCUUUCAUCGAAUUUGAUUUAAAAAACCUGUUUUCUUUUUAAGUUGGCUUAUAAUAUAUUAAACAUUAUUCGAGAAGAAGAAGAAUCAAUGCAUUUCGUUCUGAAUUAAAACUGAGAAGUGUAUCUCGUAAGAAAUAAAAUGAAAAAAAAAAACAUUCACAGACCGCUUGUCCCAGAUGCGGGCUUCACACAUCCAGAUAAUGCAAAUUUUUAACAGUUACAAGGUUUCCGACAGUCUCCGCCACCGCUCCAAGCUUGUAAUGACAGCAAGACGUUAUCUAGGGACGAACUUCGGCUGCCUGUUUUUGAAAGGAUAAUUAGAUGACGGUUCCCUCCCACUCUCCCAUAGACGCAUUUUAGUGCAAUGUAAAUAAGCAAACUUUUUGAGGAUAUUAUAAAAUAAUUAUGAAAAAACAUGGUAAGAAAGAAGUCGUUUGAUUGCCCCUGUGCAAAAGCAACAACAUAAAACAGAAAUAUAAAAUAUAAACAGAAGCCAACCACAACCAGUAGCACAGCAUGCAAAAUCUCCGUAAUUAUAUUCCUGGUCAUCAUAAAAUCAAAUUGUGUACGAUGUACUCCCCCUCAAAACAAACUGCAAACGUUUAAAAAUAUAUAAAAACAAGAAUUAUUUAUAUUAUUCGCCCC
Messenger RNA from Culex pipiens pallens (northern house mosquito), 5055 nucleotides. It is a transcript of the gene GAPcenA, whose product is annotated as rab GTPase-activating protein 1-like. The transcript has 9 exons. The record is from RefSeq and is a predicted model, not a curated record. Lineage: Eukaryota; Metazoa; Arthropoda; Insecta; Diptera; Culicidae. The coding region runs from base 310 to 4074 and encodes 1254 amino acids.